This is a messenger RNA of Diceros bicornis minor, 1446 nucleotides long. RefSeq names its product tripartite motif containing 10 (gene TRIM10). The record is from RefSeq and is a predicted model, not a curated record. Gene Ontology annotation, molecular function: protein binding; zinc ion binding. The transcript is spliced from 7 exons. NCBI's taxonomy places the organism in Eukaryota, Metazoa, Chordata, Mammalia, Perissodactyla, Rhinocerotidae. Bases 1 to 1446 code for a protein of 481 amino acids.
AUGGCCUCGGCCGCCUCUGUGAGUAGCCUGGCAGACGAGGUCAACUGCCCCAUCUGCCAAGGCACCCUGAGGGAACCGGUCACCAUCGACUGUGGCCACAACUUCUGCCACAGCUGCCUCAUCCGCUACCUUGAGAUCCCUGCCCCAGAGGCUGACGAGCCCACCACCUGCCCACUCUGCAAGGAGCCUUUCCGCCCAGGGAGCUUCCGACCCAACUGGCAGCUGGCCAGCGUGGUGGAGAACAUCGAGCGCCUCAAGCUGGUGUCCAUGCCAGGCUCCGAAGAGGAGGACGUCUGCCAGGAGCACGGGGAGAAAUUCUACUUCUUCUGCGAGGAUGAUGAGAUGCAGCUGUGCGUGGUGUGCCGGGAGGCGUGGGAGCACCGAGGCCACACCGUGCGCUUCCUGGAGGAUGCAGCAGAUCCCUACCGGAAACAGAUACAGAAGUGUCUUGAGAGUCUAAGAAAAGAGAGAGAGGAGAUUCAACGAAUCCAGUCAAGGGAAAAUGAAAGAAUACAAGUCCUCCUGACUCAGGUGGCCACCAAGAGACAAAAAGUGAUUUCCGAGUUUGCACAUCUGAGCCAGUUCCUGGAGGAACAGCAGAACAUUCUCUUGGCCCAGCUGGAGACGCUGGAUGAGGACAUCUUGAAGCAACGGGAUGAGUUUGACAUCCUGAUCACCGGGGAGAUCUGCCGGUUUAGCACUCUGAUCACAGAACUGGAGGAAAAGAAAGAGAGGCCGGCAAGGGAGCUCCUGACGGAUAUCAGAAGCACUCUAAUAAGGUGUGAAACCAGAAAGUGCCGGAAACCAGAGGCUGUGUCCCCUGAGCUGGGCCAGAGGAUUCGGGACUUCCCCCAGCAGGCCCUUCCGCUGCAGAGGGAGAUGAAGGUGUUUCUGGAAAAACUCUGCUUUGAGUUGGACUAUGAGCCAGCUCACAUCUCUCUAGACCCCCAGACUUCCCACCCCAAGCUCCUCUUAUCUGAGGACCACAAGCAGGCUCGGUUUUCCUACAAAUGGCAGAACUCGCCAGACAACCCCCAGCGUUUUGACCGUGCCACCUGUGUCCUGGCCCACAAUGGCUUUACAAGGGGGAGACACACGUGGGUGGUGAGUGUAGAUUUGGUCCAUGGAGGCAGCUGCACCGUGGGCGUCGUCAGCGAGGACAUACAGCGGAAGGGAGAGCUUCGGCUGCGGCCAGAGGAGGGGGUGUGGGCCCUGAGACUGGCGUGGGGCUUUGUCUCAGCCCUGGGAUCCUUCCCCACACGGCUGGCCUUGGACGAUCAGCCCCAGAAGGUGCGAGUGUCUAUCGACUAUGAGGUGGGCUGGGUGAUGUUUGUCAACGAUGUCACCCACAAGCCCAUUUAUACUUUCACUGCCUCCUUCACCCAGAAGGUCUUUCCCUUCUUUGGGCUCUGGGGCCGAGGGUCUCGUUUCUCCCUGAGCUCCUGA